GUUGCCUUUGUUCAAUUCAUUACGGAAGCCAUUAUGAACGAUCCAAACGCAUCUACCUGCAGAGUACUGAGAACUGUAUCAUCGACGCUAAAAGUUUACAUAGUACCUGUUAAUCGAUUAAGAGGGUUUUGUAUUUAGCUUUCUAUACGAAGGAAUGCAAGAAAAUGAGUUAUCGCAGAGUGUUGGUAGUAUGAACGAUUCAUGGAAUUAUAACGGGUCCCUAGUGGUGGAUACUAAAACGCUUGCAUCGUUAAAUGUAAGCUCUCCUCUGCAGGCGACGCAUUUAAUGGUCAGCUACAGAGUCCUCAAUAACCAAGUCCUGGUGUCGCAGUUUUUCCCUACUUUGGUAUACGUUUGCAUUUUGUUCAUUUUGGGGGUAAUCGGAAACGCCUUGGUGUGCUACGUCUACAAAAUCAAAUGGAAAAUAAAAAAGAAGCCAUCCACUCUAUUCAUCCUUGUUUUGGCUGGCUACGACCUGGUUAACUGCUUCGUUACCAUGCCAUUCGAGAUGGCGUUGGUAUGCAAUUACAUGUCCUUUGACUUUCCAAUCGCCUGCAAGCUUUCAAAAUUUUUGACUUACGGCUUAAAUGCAGCAUCUACUGUCAUUCUUCUGGGAAUAGCCAUUGACAGAUUAUUGGGUAUUCGAUAUGGAUUUAAGCUAGGAUCUCUGACAAUGAGACAAGCGCGAAUAAUUGUGGGGCUGUCCGUAUUUAUAGGAAUUUUGACAACUUGGCCAACUUUAUUUCUUUAUGGUACUUACGAAGAAGGUGUGUAUAGAACUUGUUACUUUGCAACAAGGUUUAACAACUCUGGCUACAUUACAGCGCAAGUUAUUUUUAGUAUUGUUGCGUCAUUAAUCGGAGACAUUAUAUUCAUUUCCAUAUAUUCAUUGAUAGGAUAUACAAUAUGUCAGCAACGGAAUAAGACAGUCAAAAGUAAUGACGCAAGCAUAGAAACGACGAAGAUCUGCAGUAAAUCAGACACAGACCUCUGUAAUCUCGCCGAUCAAUCCACCUCCAUCGAUUAUUCAAAAGAAAAAGAUAAAAGCACCUUAAGUCUGUUUAGCAAAAGUGAAGGCAAUGGAUACAAUUCCUUUUCCAAGACCGACCUGUUUCUGCAGCAAGAGAGCAAACCUGAAUCACGUGACCGCUCUGGGAGCGAGGCCAUAGGAAGUCUGCUGACAUUGCUGAAGAUUAAUCGUGAUUCUCAAAAGCAUCGCAGUUCUACCUUUAGUAAUAGCGAAGGUAAACGAUUCGGACCCUCAUUCAAAGCCCGGAAGACUACUUUCAUGCUUUUUACCGUCACAAUAGUUUAUAUUCUUACGUUUUUACCUUUUUGUGUACUAAGCAUCAUUGACCUUCAUAGGCCACACCUUCAAAUGAAUGAUGCAUCCAUUGUUGAACUUAAUUUUUACCAUCUUCUUUUUAGAUCUUAUAUGUUAAGUAUGGCUGUUAAUCCAAUUAUAUUUAGUUUUUUAAACAAACAUUUUCGAUCUGAAUGUUUUUCACUGUUAAAAGAUGCUGUACUCUGUAUUAUUUCAUGCUUCCUUAUAAAGAAAGUUUAGUGACGUUUGCUGUAGAAUUAAUUGGUGGUGCAAGAACUAUGUAAAAUUCUGAUCUGUAGGAUCUCUACAGUAAAGAGAUUUAUGAAAGUUAGAAUAUGAAGUUACGAGUAUUUAGUGUUAAGGAGGCUUAGUGGUGAACAGAGUCACCAUCAGAUAUACCUCAAAAUUUGACAUUUUUGGCGAUUAACUAAUAUUAAGUGAAGAAAAAAAUCCAAAGAUUUUAGCUUAAAAUUAGAACAUUGUCCUUUAUCUUUGUAAAAGGCUUUUCAAACUAAGGAGGUAAAUAUAACCUAAGAAUGGCUACAACCAUUCAGCGCUCUUAUUGUUUUCAACAGAUGCCAGAGUAUUGGGAAAGCGUUCUAUAUUCCCAAAGCAUUUUGUUGACAGAGCGCUAGCAAACAUCUACAAUUACCACACAUUGACUGAACGUGUAUAUAUUUGCACAGUCUCUCAAAUCUGAUGUCUAACGAGGAUUCUGGUAACGACUCUCAGAAUAAAAAGAAACGUGUUAAGAGGACAUCUCCUUCUCAUUAGAAAUCGCAUGUGCAAAUCUGCUAUAUCGUAGGCAAGAUUAAUAUAUCUCUGACCAAACCCAUGAUUAAAACUAAUUAAUAAAGAGUGCUAGUUGCCUUGAUUUUAUCGGUUUUGUCGAGUCAGGAAAUAUUUUUUAUGAAAAACCAUAUUCCCUAAGGCUUUUUCGAACAUUAAGUCUACAUAAACUUUAUUAAAGAUCGGUCAGUGUGGACGAACGGAUUUUAUCUGAUAAAAAGAGCAUGUAACAAUCUCUCAUCAAACAGUUAGAAUGUGCGAUAGGUUUCUUAAGCUUGACAAAACGGUUAAGUGACUUUCCAUAUUGUCAUUAUCGAAUAUCAUUACGACGCAAAUAUUGCUGUGAAAAAAUCCCUUGUACACUGCAGUGAAUGAUCUGCAUCAAGAUGUGAAAAUCAAAAGUGCAUUAAUGCAAGAAGGGAUACCACAAAAAGAGAACUUUCCCGGCGAUAGAUGUACAUUGUUAACACGGUAAUGUCAUAUUUCAGAGACUGGCUAGUGAGAAGUCAUUGUUUAAUACACUGCUCACGCAUUAUCACUUGGAUAGGGACUGAACACAUUGAUGAUAUAGUGAAUCUAAUGAUUCUUUGAUUGACUAGGGAGCUUUUCAUCUCGGAUUUUAAGACGACAAAUAGAUCAGUGUUGAAACAAUUUACAUAGAACUAGUAAUGUGGUUUUCAGAGAACACCAAUCCCCCAAUUUUAUUAUGUUUUGUUUCAUGUUAGGCAAUGUCCCGGUUUUUUUUAUAUCAUGAGUUUUUCGUUACCACAACUAUAUUUCAUCUACCUCAGCUAUCAGAUUCCAGUGAUAUCUUUUUGUUGACAUUUCUAUUAUGGAAUUAGGUUUGAUAUAAAAGAUGGUUGAUGCAAUGGAUCGAGAACCCUAUGGGAAUAUUAUCCUUACUUUCAAAACAUGUGGGUUUUAAUUGAGGUAAUAUAUUUACAACAGGCUGUUUUAAUUAGUGUAACAUAAAACGGUUUUUAAAUACAAGUGAUAUAUGCGUAUAUUCCUUCGUGUUCCAAUCCUUAUCACCUAUUAUAAAUACCCACUCUUGGUGUUUUCACGUUGCUCGUUUAAUCCGAUUUUAAUGGAAGUCCUCGCUAUGCUGUAUUUCGGACAUCAAAGUAUCCAACAGCUCAGACUUGAGGCAUUAUUGUGUGAGAUCAUGUACAGAGAUACCUUAUAAGCUUCAAUCACUCCUAUGUAUCAGCCGUCUGGUACCUUUUGAUAAUCAAAGUAGUAUCGAUGUGCUCACGCCACAUUGAAACUGAAGUUCAUCAU
This is a messenger RNA of Magallana angulata, 3394 nucleotides long. RefSeq names its product G-protein coupled receptor 84-like. Bases 155 to 1564 code for a protein of 469 amino acids. The record is from RefSeq and is a predicted model, not a curated record. NCBI's taxonomy places the organism in Eukaryota, Metazoa, Mollusca, Bivalvia, Ostreida, Ostreidae. Gene Ontology annotation, biological process: neuropeptide signaling pathway. Gene Ontology annotation, cellular component: membrane. The transcript has 2 exons. Gene Ontology annotation, molecular function: G protein-coupled peptide receptor activity.